AUGAAGGUGACCAGACCUAGGUAGGGUCGACACGAUUUUUUUUUUUCUAAAUGCUACUGAUUCUAUUACAAUGUAAUAGUUUCUACUGAUACUCGAGCUCACAAUCUCCUAUAUGGGAGUUUAACCCGAUUGCUAUUAGACCACAAGGUCUUGGAAGGGUCCACACGGUUUAAGCAUUUUGAAAUGUAAAAUAAUUGCUUCCUCAGUCAAUUAAACCAGGUGGACCCUGGCCGGCCAAGUAAUACUGUGCAGCUUGCCCAUCAUCAAUAAUCUCAAUACGCAGAUCUAGAUCUAGAUCUAGAAAAAGAAAAAGUGAGAGCUGAGCUUCAAUUCAUUCUUCAAUUACUUUCCCUUCAUCUCAAUUCUCAAUUCUCAAUGGCCACCAAAACAAGUGUUCGUCAGGGUGCUUCUGCUGCAAUGCCUCAACAAGUGUUCAUGGUGGGUAACAGCAAUGCAUUGACAGAAAUUGUGGACAAGCUUACCAACCUGGAAAUUAAAAAAAGAGAAGUCAUCUCCAUAACAGGAAUGGGAGGUAUUGGGAAGACAACUUUGGCAAAAAAAGUAUAUGAACAUAAAGGCAUCAAGCGUCAUUUUGACAUUCAAGCAUGGAUUACUGUGUCUCAAUCUUAUUCCUUGGAUGAUUUGCUCCAAAUGCUCCUCCAAUCAAUUGAAGCUUCUUCUCCGACAGAAGGACACCAAGUUCUCUCUCAAUCUUAUUCCUUGGAUGAUUUGCUCCAAAAGCUUCUCCAAUCAAUUGAAGCUUCUUCUCCAACUGAAGGACAAUCUGCAAGAACCUUCGAACUCAAGGAUAAAGUCCGUAAGUUGUUGCUGGGCAAUAGGUAUCUAAUUGUAAUAGAUGACAUAUGGAGUACACAAGUUUGGAAUGAUUUGCAGAUUUGCUUCCCAAAAAAGAGAAAUGGGAGUCGGGUAUUGUUAACAACUCGACUCACAUAUGUGGCUACUCAUGCUAGUUCUGGUGGUCUCCAAUUUAGCAUGCAUACCCUAAGCAAAGAAGAAAGUUGGGAUCUUUUUUGCAAACAAGUAUUUGCAAAACAAGAAUCUUGUCCUCCUUCUAAUGAGCUUGAGAAAAUUGGGAGAGAUAUUGUGAUGAAAUGCAAAGGAUUACCACUCUCAAUUAUGGUGAUUGCUGGGAUUCUAUCCAAAGCUGAAAUGAAGGUGGAAGAUUGGGAAAAUGUUGCCAGCUCUGAAGCAUUAUCAUCAACUUUAUAUGAGCAAAAUUGUGAGGAAAUACUUUUAUUGAGUUACAACCACUUGCCUGAAAAUUUAAAGACUUGCUUCUUAUAUUUAGGAGUAUUUCCAGAAGAUUAUGAGAUUCCAGUUGGAAGAUUAGUUGGACAUUGGGUUGCUCUGGAAUUUGUAGAAGAUGAAGCUUUGGUGGCAAACAAGAAAGAAGAAGUGGCAUGGCAAAAGUUGCAAGAUCUUAUUGAUAGAAAUUUAAUUUUGGUGGGAAAAAGGGGACGGAGUGGAAGAAUAAAGACGUGUAAGAUGCAUGAUCUUACACGUGAGAUGUGCUUGAGACUAGCUAAAGACAAAAAUAUAUUGCAUGUCAUUGAUGACAAGUUUCAAGAUGGACAGUUCUCCAAAGAAAUAAGUCAAGAAAAUGGCAAUUUUUGGGUAAGCCUACAAUCAAUUUCUAAUAUUAGUCGUUUAGGUUUUGAGCAUAGGACACUCCAGAAAUGCCAUUCCUUUGUUGUUUCAUCUAAAUAUGGAAUCGAAUACUGUGGAAGAAGUCCGAUUGUUAGCUAUAACUUGUUCUCAUCAAUUCAAGUACUUGACCUACUUGAAUUUUAUUUGCCCUUUUUCCCUUCAUCUGUUUGCAUAAAUAACUUAAGUCAGUUGAGGUAUCUAACUUUGUACAUUGGUGUAUUACCUGUUUCCUUCUCGAUUUUAAGCAGCUUGAAAAAUCUACAAACGUUGAUUCUGUGUUUUCAUGACACUGAUAAAGUAUACUUAACCCUUCCAAAGACACCACAAUUAAGGCAGCUUCGCAUUUUGGGUAAUUUCCCUUCAUUUCAUUUUAAAGAUGAAGAAGAAGAGACUUUGAUAUUGGAGAAUCUGACAACACUUUUGUGGUUAAGAGACUUUUGUUGCAAUAAUGAAGCGUUGAUGGUGAGGAUUCCGAAUGUAAAGGAAUUGGGGGUAAGAUAUGAACAGCCUGAAUACAAUGACAGUAAGCAUCCUAUUGACUUGCUCCAUACUUUUAGCCAUUUGGAACAACUCGAAAACAUCAAGUUUUAUGGACAUCCAUCAUUAAAGGAAAUUGGGCUAGUUUAUAUUCCAAAACCAUAUGAUUUUCCACCGAGGCUCAAGAUGUUGAAAUUUUCUGAAACUUGGAUGAAAUUGGAUAUGAUGACCAUCCUUGGAAGGCUACCUAACCUCCAAGUUCUCCAACUAAAAAGGGAUGCCUUUGAUGUUUCAGAGACCGAGUUGGAACAAGUUGAGGAGGGAUUUCCAAAAUUGAAAGUGUUAGUCCUCACAGAUCAAAAAUUUCGUAGAUGGAAAGAUAGCGAGUUCACUUUCCCAAGUCUUGAGUGCUUGGUGCUAAAGAAUUCGCCUCACUUGGAAUCACUCCCUUAUGAGUGCCUUUCUGGAUGUCCAUGCCUUAAGCUAAUUCAUUUGGAAGGGUGUUGUAGUGAUGGUGUUUUAGAGUCUGCAAAGAAAAUUCAAAAUAAUGGAGAUGGCCAGCUUGAAGUCCGCGAAGAACACUGAUUGAAGAGAACGGAAACAACAAGCAUAGUAUCACAUGUUCUUCUACCACUUUGAAGGUAACUUUGAUGAGUCCAGCAUCGAUCAUAUCAAACCGAAGCAAUCACCCAUACAUACCUCUUAGCUCCCCUGCCACCUACUCUCUAACUCUCCCAAAACAAAUCCUAAGCUUGAUCUCUCAAUUUUAAGGUUAGAAAAUUACAUCUUUGUUUUGGUUGUGCAUUCCGCAUGUUAUUUUUCCUUUUUCUUAGCAAAUUGUGGUUUGAUUUUGAUCUGAAAAAUUGUUCCCUUCAAACCUAGGAGUGCUUCCCAAUAAGUAAAGGGGCAAUGUUAGUUU
Messenger RNA from Ipomoea nil (Japanese morning glory), 3064 nucleotides. RefSeq names its product putative late blight resistance protein homolog R1A-4. Gene Ontology annotation, biological process: defense response to other organism. The record is from RefSeq and is a predicted model, not a curated record. The transcript is spliced from 6 exons. Bases 376 to 2730 code for a protein of 784 amino acids. NCBI's taxonomy places the organism in Eukaryota, Viridiplantae, Streptophyta, Magnoliopsida, Solanales, Convolvulaceae. Gene Ontology annotation, molecular function: ADP binding.